AAGUUUGUAAAAGUCCGAGCGGCCGGAGUGGCGGCGUGGGCGCAGGCCCUGGCUGAGGACGCACGGCUGGUGAGUGCGCCGGGUCCACCGUCCCGACCGCCGUCCCGAGUCCCUGGUGGUCGGGGUCCCUGGCUGACGUCUCCAGCUCUGCGGCCACUCUGGUACCUGCAGACUGAGGGGACGCAGCGUAGCGGUAGAUGCGCGUCGCCCUGGAGGUCGCGAGUGCCCCCAGCUAACUCGAGGAGUUCCUCGGUCUCUUUCCAGCUCACGGUCCCCUCCUCGGCCCUCACUUCUCGAGAUCGGCUGUUCCUGGGCCCUGCAUCUCCCCAGAGGGGUUGGCCCCUGCUGUUCCAUGGAUGCGUCCCAGGACAACCAGUUCUGGAGCUGUUUGUGUUGCAGGAGCGAGUGACCUUCGAGGACGUGGCUGUAUACUUUUCAAGGGAGGAGUGGGAGUAUCUGGACCCUGGCCAGAGAGCCCUGUACCGGGACGUGAUGCUGGACAACUUCAGGAUCUUGGCCACACUGGGAUUUUGCAGCCCCAGACCGGACCUCGUCUCUUGCCUACAACAGUGGGAUGAGCCGUGGGUUGAGGAUUGGGAGAGACUCGAGUCUCAGAAAGUACGGAGGGGUCCCUACCCAGGGGCAGAGAAAUCCAUUGACCACAGGGGACACCGUGAUCGGCCAACUUGGGCUCACAAGAAAAUCCACAUUCAAGAAAGAGGAAAGGAAGGAAUUGGUUUUAGGAAGAGCUGUCUGAACUCAGGUAAUGUGCAGCUUCCUAGAAGUGCUUCAGAAAGGAAAGAUGAUAGGCCUGCAGCUUUCCAGUGCAAGGUGCGUGGGAAGUGCUGUGUGCAUCCACCAGGCCUCAGAAAGCCCCGGAAGCGCCAUGCCUCUGAGCUCUCAUUCAUUUGUGGCACGUGCGGGAAGGUGCUGAGCUGCCACAGCCGGCUGGUUGCUCACCAGACAGUGCACACGGGGACCAAGUCCUUCGAGUGUUCCGAGUGUGGCCAAACCUUCAGGUGGGUUUCAAACCUUCUGCGCCACCAGAGAAACCACACGAGCGAGAAGCCCUUCCGCUGCGAGGUGUGUGGACAGGCCUUCAGCUUGAAAGAUCGUCUUGCUCAGCAUCGCAAAGUCCACACUGAGCACAGGCCCUAUUCGUGUGGUGACUGUGGGAAAGCCUUCAAGCAGAAGUCAAACCUCCUUAGACACCAGCUGGUGCACACUGGGGAGAGGCCUUUCUACUGUGCUGACUGCGGCAAGGCCUUCCGCACCAAGGAGAACCUCAGCCACCACCAGAGGGUUCACAGUGGGGAGAAGCCCUACACCUGCGCCGAGUGUGGCAAGGCCUUCCGGUGGCCCAAGGGCUUCAGCAUCCACCAGAGGCUACAUCUGACAAGGAGAUUCUACGAGUGUGACCGCUGUGGAAAAGGCUUCCGCCACCUGGGCUUCUUCACGCGGCAUCAGAGAACUCACAGGCAUGGGGAGGUGUAGAGGUGCCAGGUGUGCAGGUUCUGUACCACUCGAGUAUUGGUCCUUGUUGGGGGAAGCUGCGGUAAGCAGUUGAGCUUUAUCUAGUUUGGAAAUUCAACCUGGAAAGAGGCCACCUCAGUGCUCAGAGCUCCCCAAAUCCCCCAGGAAGUUCUACAGAAAAAUUCUUACAUGGGAGAAGUGGAUCCACAAGUACACAGGGGUGACAGUGGCAGCUGCUCCCAUGGUGCUGAGCAUCUUGGAGUGGCACCCAAGAGCGUAUGCAGCUGCAGAGCUCACCCCAGUCCCUGCUCAGAUCAGAGAAGCGCCUGUCUUGUUUUUACGCUCCCCUGGGCCCACAGCUGUCUGGGCUCAGGCACUCAGCCCCAGUAAUGAGUGUCACUCGUGUCAUUUAACUCCUUUUCCUCCCGGCUCCUCACCCCAUAUGCGCUGCCCAGCCCAUCUUCUCUUCCAUGUCUGUCUGCAAGGCAGCUGUGAGUGUUGCACAGAAGCGAGGCCCCUCCUGCAGCCUCACGAGGUGGGGCUCAGAAGUGAGCAGCUUUGUAAUAUCAAGCGCUUAUUACCGGAUUAAGGGAAGCUCUUAAUUCACAGCCAGAGCUGUGAUUAGUGAACUCUGCUUGUGCGGCAGCAUCCACUCUGGUGGCUGCGUAGGCAUGUGUAUUGAAACCACAUCCUCACAACACUGCUUCUCUGGGGUGGCCUCUCUAGCUGAAAUAGACUCUUGCCUAGUGGAUCUUUCGUAAAACAGCAUUGCAUCUUGCUUUUUAUUAAUAUUCAUAAAUGUAUGAGUGCAGGAAGGCUUUGCUCCCAGUGUCAUGUGACCACAGAGGAGCCUGCAUGGGGAGCCGAGCUGAGCCGAGCUGGGGAGCUGAGCUGGGGUGAAGAGGGCAGCUGAGACUGCCCGUAGCACCAUUAGACCCUGUGCCUGGCCUGGGGGUGUGUGGGUGAGGGGUGGGGCAGAGGUCAGGUUAGGCCUGUGAGAUUGGACAUUUCUCACCAGAUCUGGUACCAUCGAGAUGGCUCCCGGCCAGGGACUGCUUGGCACAGCCCUGGGCCCCCCUGCUUUCUGGGUCUUUCUUAUAGUAGGUAAGAUCCUUACUGCAGCUACCACAUGUGUGGGCUUUGUGAUUGCCACAGCAGCUGCGAGUGUCCUGUGCUAGGUGGUUAGGUCAGGGCCACCACUGCCGCAGAAGCCUCCACCCAGCUCUGGCAGUCAGAGCCUUGGUCACACUUCUGGGAUUGGUGAAUCAAGAAACUUUGGGCAGUGAGAGGUGGCUGUGUUCACUACAGGGUGUGCAUGGAAGAGACGACCGCUUUGUUUUAAACUUCAGGUAUCCCUGCUUAUCCAGCCAGAAAUAAAGAUCUGCCAGGGUGGAGGUCAUGGGGGCAGCAGCUCCCUACCCUAGAACUGGUAGGGGCUGAGCCCUUGCUUUGCUUUGGUUAUUCAGAGAGUUGGUGAAGGAUUUUGCUUUACUUGUUUUUUUAAGAAUUCCAGCCAAAAAAUGAAAUGUUGGAAUAAGAAAUGAGUUGACAGGCCAGGUACAGUGGCUCACACCUGCAGUCCUAGCACUCUGGAGGGCUAAGGCAGGAGGAUCACUUGAGGUC
This is a messenger RNA of Lemur catta (Ring-tailed lemur), 3096 nucleotides long. RefSeq names its product zinc finger protein 707 (gene ZNF707). Gene Ontology annotation, molecular function: DNA-binding transcription repressor activity, RNA polymerase II-specific; RNA polymerase II cis-regulatory region sequence-specific DNA binding. The record is from RefSeq and is a predicted model, not a curated record. The coding region runs from base 493 to 1494 and encodes 333 amino acids. Lineage: Eukaryota; Metazoa; Chordata; Mammalia; Primates; Lemuridae. The transcript is spliced from 5 exons. Gene Ontology annotation, biological process: negative regulation of transcription by RNA polymerase II.